AUGCCUGCCCUACUCAAUCUUCACCAAACACGAUUGGGUCCUAUUAAUGAACCUGUUUUUGAGGCGGUCAACUCAGUCAAAGAUGGACACGGACAAACACUGGGACCCUCUCCAACCACGAUAUUCAUGUAUGGACUCGCAAGUGGGUUGCUCAUCAUGACAUCCAUUUUUGUCCUUUCCGCUGCAUUGUACGAUCGAUAUUGCCGUAGGAAGAACGUGAAGCUCGUGAAAUUUGGUCCCAGCUUCCCUGAUCUGCAAGGAGGGAACAAAUUCUUCAUCGAGCAGGAAGAUGGUAUGAUCUACGAGGGUGUUGUGACUGUUAAGAAGUCAGAGUACUAUGAUAUCAGAUGUGAUGAGGCGACGGGUCAGGAGUCAGUUGUCAUUCCUUCCUCUAAGUUAGAGCAGGUGGAGAUAGAGGACGACCGGAAAAAAGCAAAAAUGGAAUUGAGGAAGGCGGAAGAGGAACACGAAUACCAAGCUUUUAUGGGUAGAUUUUCGAUUGAAAACUUUGCUGCUUUUAUGGACGAUAAUUUUGAUGGUGAUGAGGAGGAUGAUGAGGAGGAUGAUGAGGAGGAUAAUGAGGAUGAUGAUGAGGAGGAUAAUGAGGAUGAUGAUGAUAAGGAUUCCACAGCAUAG
Botrytis porri is the source of this 636-nucleotide messenger RNA. RefSeq lists its product as uncharacterized. The record is from RefSeq and is a predicted model, not a curated record. The transcript has a single exon. NCBI's taxonomy places the organism in Eukaryota, Fungi, Ascomycota, Leotiomycetes, Helotiales, Sclerotiniaceae. The coding region runs from base 1 to 636 and encodes 211 amino acids.